Messenger RNA from Syngnathus typhle (broad-nosed pipefish), 3634 nucleotides. RefSeq names its product zona pellucida sperm-binding protein 3-like. Gene Ontology annotation, biological process: binding of sperm to zona pellucida; egg coat formation; positive regulation of acrosome reaction. The record is from RefSeq and is a predicted model, not a curated record. Bases 2039 to 3634 code for a protein of 531 amino acids. NCBI's taxonomy places the organism in Eukaryota, Metazoa, Chordata, Actinopteri, Syngnathiformes, Syngnathidae. Gene Ontology annotation, molecular function: acrosin binding. Gene Ontology annotation, cellular component: extracellular matrix. The transcript is spliced from 12 exons.
GAGCCUCGCUGUCACCGAGGACUCUUUCCUGAAUGAUACAGCUGUGCACAGAAAUCCCAUUAGUGUGUGUCUGUAAGCAAUGCGCCGCUCGCCUCUGUGUGUGGUCGUGGGCGACGCGGUGUGAUGCAUGUCUUUAAUAACAGUCCAUUAGCGUGUGCGUCUUUGUGUAAUGGACGGUGCUUGUGUGGGCGCAUGAUUGUGGGGGUAUUUGUGUGUGUGUGUCCACGCCAAUGCGCUGGAACAACAUUGGCGACCUUCUGCGGAAUCGGCCGCCGAUGGCCCGUGAAUCGGAGCCGCGGACGCUGUUAUUCCACAUUACUCCCACCGGAUUUAGCUGUUGUCUGUUCCUCGACCCGAGCCAUAUUUUUCCUCUUUGUUUUCACAUUCUCUUCCCUUCCCCCCCACUUCUCGAUUCAGGCCUUUUCACUUUCUUUUCUCACACUAGUUUUGCCCUGAGCACAUAUUCCAUCUUUGGCAGACGAUUUGCCCAAACUACUAAAAUGCUUCCCGCGUGGCACAAAACAAGGCUAAAACUUUGACGCAAAUAUCUCGCCACACAUCUACUCAGUGCCCCAACUGAGCUGACAAAACACACAAAUAACUCCUUCGCCCGCAACAUGCUUUUAAUGAGGCUCCAUAGCAGUAGUCCGUUUGCUGCAAGCUGCCUUGCUUUUAUAUCUUGCAUCAAUGUCCCACAUCCUGUUCUGGUCAUUUUGUCGUGGACAUGUGUCAAGACGACUGCAAACAGAGGAUGAUGAGAUUUGACUUUGUGUGUAUGGAAUUGGUGGUUCUUUCUCUAGGGAGCAAAUUAGUGUUUGCUAAAAUGAGUUAGAGAUGUGGGGAGGAAGCCUGACUGGCAGGCACGGUCUGAUCUCAAGCCACCCACACACACACACACACACAACAAUACGUAUCGCACAAACACGCCUCGUUUCUUUGUCUUGCCGCUGAUCAGUGUUAGAUAAAAGCUACUUCCUGACACACAGCAGACUGUUUUUGUGUAUCGGCAAGAAAAAAAAAAUGUAUUUCUGUUGGUCAAAUCAGAUUAGAAUGUUUGGAGAAAUAAUUGAGUUAUUUUAUAGAAUAUUAUUUCGCAUUCUUUCUGCAAUUUAAAAAUAGUUCUUAGGUGUCUUGAUGACAAAUCAUUCACAUUGCCUGUCAAAAUAUGCAAAGGAUAAAGAAUUUACAGCCCCUGUCACACUCUGGUUCACAUAUUAUUUUUGGAGAGGGGGGGUCCAUCUCAUGCAUUUACAGAUCUGGCUUUCAUUACUAUGACAACAGGGGCGAAGCAAGGGCAUGAUGAAGUGAGUGUUGCCAACUAUAUUUAGUGACAACUGGCAACAUUUUAAAAAAUUAAAAAAGAGUCUAAAAAAAAAAAUCUAGCACCUUUUAUUGUGAGUAAUAUUCACCCUUCUGCGUACAUACAGCAAAUAAGUGCUGGCAUUUUUUUUUUUUUAAAAAAGGACUUAAAGACCGAUGACAAAAAUGCUCACUGAUUUGUGAACGAGCUCACCGGCUUAGCCUGAUUUCGCGUCUCCGUUCAGUCAUCUUAUAUUACUGAACAUGCUUUUUAUUGGUUUUCUCAUUUUCCCCUGGUAGGUUUUUUUUUUAGAUUUUCCUUGCCCUUUUGGGAUCUUAAGAUCAGGGGAUGCUUUGAGAAUAAUUGUCAAUUUUUUGUCUAUGUGAAGCCCUUUGAGACUGCUCGUGAUUUAGGGCUAUACAAAUAAACUUGACUUGACUUGACUUGACUACUGCAGUCUCCCUGAAGAAAAAAAAAAGCAAGAAAUCAUCAGCUUUUGACACAGACUCCAAGAUUCAAAUCUAUCUUUGAAUGUGACCUUUAGAGUGCACAGCCAAGCAUCCCAUUUGCAAUUCUAUUUUAUGAAACGCUGGAUAUUAAAGCCUCAGAGAAUGAGUCCUGCAGGCUGGAACGCAAUCAAGCCAUUAGGUGUGGGUGGAGUCCGAGCCAAGCUAUCAUAUCUUUCAUUUCCUCAGAAGGCCAAAGCAGAGCUGCUCCCAUUUUUGUGUGAUUGUUGUAAUGGAGUUAUGGGGAGUUUUGUUUGGGCUCCUUUUGUCAGGUGGGAGUCUUUGUGCCGCUUUAAAAAGCUUCAACACAACUUCCAUGCCAACCAAAAGAGCGUGGACAUGGACAGAGCCGCCAACGCAGCCAAAAACAACAGAUCAUCAGUCAAAUAGGACCUCCCCUGUCAACCAGCGGCUCUGGAUCUAUCAGCUGAAGAGGCCUGCUGUUGAAGAGCAUGCAAAAAGGCCGCAAACACAGGAGGCCAGUGAGCCACCGCCCUCUGUCCAAGAUCACAUGUUACAGACCAUAAUUGAGGGUCCAGAUCUUGACCCGCCCGCUGAGGAGGAUCCAAAGAUGGCGGUUGACUUUAAACAGCGGGUACCUGUGCCAGCUGACAGCCUGGUGGUGCAAUGUGGCGAGGGAGAGGUCAUCAUAGAGGUCAAGCAGAACUUCUUAGGAAACGGUCAGCUGAUCCGUCCGAGUGAUCUGACCUUAGGAGGCUGCAGCCUGCUGAGCGUUGCCGACCACAUGCUACGUUUCCAGACGGAGCUGCACAGCUGUGGCAGCAGAAAAAAGAUGACAGAUGAAGCCCUCAUCUACACCUUUUCACUCACCUACUCGCCAACGCCAGUCGGCAGCACCUUCAUUUUUAAGACAAACCCUUCCGAGGCGUUAAUCGAAUGCCACUAUCCGAGGAGGCACUAUGUGAGCAGUGAUGCCAUGUUGCCUCAUUGGCAGCAGUUUGCGUCUAGCCUGUUAACAGAUCAGCAGCUACACUUCUCCCUGAGGCUCAUGACAGAGGAGUGGCAGCCGCAGAGGUUCCCCGGUGUUUACGACGUGGGCGAGAUGAUGCAAAUCGAAGCCUCGGUCCUUCAGGGCUAUCAUAUUCCAUUGAGGGUCUUUGCUGACAGCUGUGUGGCCACCAUGAGCGCCUCCCCGAAUUCUCAACCAUCAUAUACCUUUAUUGACAAUCAUGGGUGUCUAGUAGAUGCUACAAUGACAGGAGCCAAGUCAUACUUCAUGCAGAGAAGCAGUGAGAAUAAACUUGUUUUCCAGCUGAAAGCCUUCAAUUUCCACCAAGAUCACAAGAAUCCGCUUUACAUCACAUGUCAGCUGCUAGCAACUACCCUCUCUGUUCCAGUCAACUCUCAGCUCAAAGCCUGUUCAUUUUUAGCUGAAGCCAAAAGAUGGGUGGCGUCAGAUGGGGAGAACAAGGUGUGUAGCUGUUGUGAAAGCAGCUGCAGUGAGCAGCGACGGAAAAGAAACCUUGGAGACGAUGCCGGUCUCUUUCCACAGUGGGAGGGGACAGAUCAUCUUGGCCCCAUCCAAGUGGAGGAGGACAUGUCGCAGCCAGAAUCCAGUUCUAAUCUUCAGACAAAAGACGUUACACAAUCGGCCACACUGUGUAUGUUGGGGACAAUGCUGGCGGUGAUGCUGCUCACUGUCAUGAGUGCUGCCAUUUGCAGCAGAAUGCACAAACCCGCUGGAAAGUCUAAAUGGCCUGACGUGGCACCAUGCUACCUCCUUCAGGUCAAUGUGGGUACUACGACAAGCUUCUGCUAUGAGCAGGACAAUCGUGGAAUAAUCAUGGAGAGAUGCACACAUUGCUAG